Messenger RNA from Argentina anserina (silverweed cinquefoil), 4472 nucleotides. Its product is annotated as alpha,alpha-trehalose-phosphate synthase [UDP-forming] 6. Gene Ontology annotation, biological process: trehalose biosynthetic process. Gene Ontology annotation, cellular component: cytosol. The record is from RefSeq and is a predicted model, not a curated record. The transcript has 5 exons. Bases 439 to 3024 code for a protein of 861 amino acids. NCBI's taxonomy places the organism in Eukaryota, Viridiplantae, Streptophyta, Magnoliopsida, Rosales, Rosaceae. Gene Ontology annotation, molecular function: trehalose-phosphatase activity.
UGAUUACCAACCUUUAAGCUACCAAAUUUUAAGCCUUUCUUUUCCCCUUCUCAAUUCUCACUUCAGAGAGAUUUUUAUUCACCUCAAAAAUCUUCACUUCUUUUCCACCUUUCCCAAUUUCCAAUUUCAAAGUUGGGUUCUUACAAAGUUGGGUCCUUUAAACCGGUAACAUCUCAAUUCUGUUUAAAGUUUGAAUCUCUCUAGUUCUGCUUCAUAUUUCAGCUCUUGUUGUUCCCCCAAGUUUGAAUCUUUCAGUUCAAUUUCUAGUCUUUUGCUGAGUGUGUGACAGUGUCUAGUUUGAAUGUUUGUUCAAGUCUAGUGUUGAUAUGAAUCUCAUUCCAUUGCUUUGAUUCAGCUUAGGAUUUCAUUAAGGGGUUGUGCUUUUUAAGUUGGGAUGUUUGACUUAUUGGGGUUCUGCUGUAGUUUAUAGAGUUGAAAAUGGUAUCGAAAUCGUAUUCCAAUCUGUUGGAGCUUGCCUCAGGCGAGUCCCCAACUUUCGGCCGAAUUGGCCGGAGAAUGCCACGUAUAAUGACUGUGGCUGGCUUGAUAUCUGAUGUUGAUGACGACAAGUCGGAGAGUGUGUGCUCCGAGGUGUCGUCAUCGUCGGUCCAGCGUGACCGGAUCAUUAUAGUUGCUAACCAGCUCCCCAUUAGAGCUCAGAGAAAGUCUGAUACCAGUAAAGGUUGGAUUUUUAGUUGGGAUGAGAAUUCAUUGCCACUCCAACUGAAAGAUGGUUUAGGAGAUGAUGAGAUUGAGGUUAUUUAUGUGGGGUGUCUUAAGGAAGAGAUUCACCCCAAUGAGCAAGAUGAGGUUUCCCAAAUCCUGCUCGAGACUUUUAAAUGUGUCCCUACUUUUCUCCCACCGGAUCUUUUUAGCCGGUACUAUCAUGGCUUUUGCAAGCAGCAGUUGUGGCCAUUGUUUCAUUAUAUGCUGCCGUUGUCACCGGACCUUGGUGGGAGGUUUAACCGGUCGUCGUGGCAAGCAUAUGUGUCAGUGAAUAAGAUAUUUGCUGAUAGGAUCAUGGAAGUCAUUAACCCGGAAGAUGAUUUUGUGUGGAUACAUGAUUAUCAUCUGAUGGUGUUGCCUACUUUCUUGCGGAAGAGAUUCAAUCGAGUGAAACUUGGGUUUUUCUUGCAUAGUCCUUUCCCUUCAUCGGAAAUUUACAAGACAUUGCCUAUUAGGGAAGAGAUUCUAAGAGCCCUUUUGAAUUCUGAUUUGAUUGGAUUCCAUACAUUUGAUUAUGCAAGGCAUUUUCUCUCCUGCUGUAGUCGAAUGCUUGGUCUUAGUUAUGAAUCCAAGAGAGGUUAUAUAGGUCUCGAGUAUUAUGGUCGGACUGUUAGCAUCAAAAUUCUGCCGGUAGGCAUACACAUGGGUCAACUACAAUCUGUUUUGAGCCUCCCAGAGACGGAAGCUAAGGUUGCUGAGCUCAAGACACAGUUCUGUGAUCGGGGUAGGAUAAUGCUACUUGGAGUCGAUGACAUGGAUAUAUUUAAGGGCAUAAGUCUGAAGCUGUUGGCAAUGGAGCAGCUGCUUAUUCAGCAUCCAGAGUGGCAGGGAAAGGUUGUGUUGGUGCAGAUAGCCAAUCCAGCCAGGGGUCGGGGAAAUGAUGUGAAAGAAGUUCAGGCUGAGACAUCGUCAACGGUGAAGCGAAUUAAUGAAGCAUUUGGCAAACCUGGGUAUAAGCCUGUUGUGUUGAUUGAUGAGCCACUUAAGUUUUGUGAGAGAAUUGCAUACUAUGUUGUUGCAGAGUGUUGUUUAGUUACGGCUGUCCGGGAUGGAAUGAAUUUGAUACCAUAUGAAUACAUUAUUAGUCGUCAAGGAAAUGAGAAAUUGGAUAAGGUUUUGGGAUUGGAUUCUUCUGUUCCCAAGAAGAGUAUGUUAGUUGUCUCUGAGUUCAUUGGCUGCUCUCCUUCUUUGAGUGGAGCAAUUCGUGUGAACCCCUGGAAUAUUGAUGCUGUGGCUGAUGCAAUGGACUGUUCUCUGGAGAUGGCUGAGCCAGAAAAACAGCUUCGGCAUGAGAAGCAUUAUAAAUAUGUCAGCACGCAUGACGUUGGUUACUGGGCUCGCAGUUUCCUCCAAGACUUGGAAAGGACUUGCAAGGGUCACUUGCGUCAAAGGUGUUGGGGUAUUGGGUUUGGGUUGAGUUUUAGAGUUGUGGCUCUUGAUCCAAACUUCAAGAAGCUCUCUGUUGAAUACAUAGUGUCAGCCUAUAAAAGGACUACAACUAGGGCAAUCCUUCUUGACUAUGAUGGCACAUUGAAGCCUCAGGCAUCCAUUGACAAGAGCCCAAAUUCGAAAUCGAUCGAAAUCCUGAAUAGUCUAUGCCGUGACAAGAACAACAUGGUUUUAAUUGUUAGUGCUAAGAGUCGAAAAACACUUGCUGAUUGGUUCUCUCCUUGUGAGAAACUUGGACUUGCAGCUGAGCAUGGCUACUUUCUACGGUCGAAGCAAGAUACAGAAUGGGAAACAUUGGUACCAGUUGCAGACAGUAGCUGGAAGCAGAUUGCAGAGCCUGUCAUGAAACUUUACACAGAAACAACUGACGGUUCCACCAUUGAAGAUAAGGAAACUUCACUUCUCUGGUGUUAUGAGGACGCAGAUCCAGACUUUGGAUCAUGCCAAGCCAAGGAACUUAUGGAUCAUCUUGAAAGUGUGCUUGCCAAUGAACCUGUCACUGUUAAAAGUGGGCAGACUUUUGUGGAAGUUAAACCACAGGGUGUAAGCAAGGGACUGGUCGCUAAACGCCUACUUUCCACCAUGCAAGAAAGGGAAAUGCUACCAGACUUUGUUCUCUGCAUAGGGGAUGACCGAUCUGAUGAAGACAUGUUUGAGGUAAUUACAACUUCCAUGGAAGGCCCAUCAAUUGCUCCCAGAGCAGAGGUAUUCGCGUGUACAGUUUGUCGAAAACCCAGCAAAGCCAAGUAUUAUCUAGAUGACACGGUGGAGAUUGUUAGGAUGCUGCAGGGUUUGGCAUCUGUUUCUGAGCAAAACAUCUCUGUAGACUUUCUGAAAGACAAAAGAUAGGUGCACUUCGUCUUCGCUCUUUGUGACUGCUAUAGUGUAAGCUGAAUGGUGCUUGCACAUUAUUUUCUAUUUCCCUGCUUUUCUCGUGAAUCAUGUAAAUGACUGUAGUCUUAAGAAAAUUGUGCAAUCAGACUCUUUUUGGCAUUUGUUGCUGUAAAUCUGUAGAUGUGUCUGUGCAUGUAAUCCAAACUUGCUUUACUGCAAUUGAUAAUAUACCCUUGAAUAGGGGAACUUUGUUCCUGAUUAUUGUGUUAGCUAUUAGCUUCCCUUAAAAAGAUUGAAUUUGCCCUUGCCUGUUUUCAAAUAUUCUCUUCUUGUUUGAGUUGGUAUGUCUGAUGGUAUUCGAUAUGCUAUCUAAGAGUAGAGUUGCUAUUUUCAUCAUGGGUAUACUUCAUACUUUCUUUUUUGGUGUGCGUCUGAGAUUUCAUACUUAUGGUUAGGAUGGUUUUUAGUCAAUCCUUCUCAUUGCGGCCAUUGGUUGGAUGGCGGAAGCUACUCGAUGUCUUCUUGCACUCCAUUUCGUUUGAUUUCACAACUUCUGUCAGUUCCCAGAGAUGGACCUGGAUUUUGGAUCUAUCUAACCCAUUGUUGGUUGGUUCAUUUCUACUCGAGUUAUUAUGCCCUUUGCAACUUUCUGUUGAGGAGUCUGGACCCCGAGAGACGAGCACAAUAUGAUCAAUUCAGAGAUGACAUCGUUUCUUAUACGGAUCUGCAGACUUGUGAAUGGCAUUUUGGGGCCGAAUGGUGAUCUCGUAAGUAACUACAUUCGGUUUCAUACUUGGGAACUAAUCUUGCUUGGCAAGUACGUGCCAGAACGGUACUGGAUGUGUUUAGUAUUGCCGAAUUCCGAGUGAACUGGUAAGAGUAGGGAAGCUGGGGGUUCUCAGUCUGCAUGAUUAGCAAUGAAACUAGUUCUUGUAUAAGCGUGUGUGGGGAGUCUUUGUGGAAGAAGCAAAAAUCACCAGUGGAAAGUAAAGAAGUACGUCUGUACGUACCAGUUUGUCUAGUUCACAACAGCCAUCAUCCAUGUGAACACAUAAAAGGUUUCAGAAGAAGAUAUGAGGUCCUUUGGUCCUGGUCGUGGUUGACGUGAAAGACUGAAACUUUAGGUCCGUAGCUUUUAUACUUCUGAACUUUGUUUUGGGUACUUCAUCGCCGAUAGUGAUGUAGACAUGAUCGACUUCCACUGUAAUGUCCAUACAAACAGAAGGUUCCAAGUUCUAACUGAAGAACUCGAGCUACAGCAAAGUUCAGAGUCGAGAAAAUGCGUAGAUACUUAUUCAAGGAAUCAUGACACAGAAAGACGAAGGACAUUGAACUUUUAGUAUUUUAUUUCACCAAUAACAUUGAAGAGUAUAGCUCCUUCAUAAAUCAUUUCACCAAACACACCAUUGUUUUCCCCUGUUGAACAUUAAACACUUGUUUCCUAAAGAUAUAAUUUGACUAGG